This is a messenger RNA of Macrosteles quadrilineatus (aster leafhopper), 1058 nucleotides long. RefSeq lists its product as uncharacterized. NCBI's taxonomy places the organism in Eukaryota, Metazoa, Arthropoda, Insecta, Hemiptera, Cicadellidae. The transcript is spliced from 7 exons. The coding region runs from base 116 to 913 and encodes 265 amino acids. The record is from RefSeq and is a predicted model, not a curated record.
AUCGUAGUUUACACAAUUUAUUGCCUGGGAAUUAACACUCUUGCUGCUGUUUUCUGAAACGUGUCACGGUGCAAGUUGAGGAUUUUCUGUUGAUCAGCCAAAAUUAGAUAAAGGGAUGAUUUGGUUGGUGUGGGUCGCUGCAGUGGCCGUUAGCGCUACAGCGGACCCUUACGGCAUUCCGGCUCCAUUUGGCUACCCCUUCUACCGUAGCUACCAACAGCCGUCACCGUACGUCGUCAGCGCUCCCCAAGUCGUCGUCGAACAGGUGGUAGAACAGCCCGUACAGCAGUACAUUUCUGGGCCCCCACUGCCAGGGCCCCCUGCCCCUCCCCCGGGCCAGAAAUGCCCCGUUUGUGAGGGCCCCGAAUGCUGCGAACUCUGCGUCGAGAGAAGUUGCGCAGUGCCGGAAGAUCUCUCUAUUUUAGAGCUGGCGCUCAACCCCUUCUUCUACGUCCAGUACGUAGAGGACUGCCCACAGGGAGCGUACAUCGACAACGUAUGUUUCCUCUUCGUUCCUCUUCUGGAUCUGGCCUCUCUCUUCACAUUCGGCCAGAUCAUAACAUACCAAGAUGGAACUGUAGAACAGAGGCAGUAUGAGAUCGAAUGCAUCAACGAUGCUUACCAGUUCACAGCCAUUGGAUCUGGAUGCAGAUUCAAGUUCGAGAUCAUUUACGCUGACAUCCUCUGCGGUGUUUAUGUUUUCCAGAGGUGUUUCGAAAACCCAUGUUGCCAGGUUGACAGUGGUCCCAUCCACGUCGUGUCCAACCUCCUCCCAGCGGCCCAGCAGUGUUUGAGCUCAGCCCUGGAGUUCGUCCAGAACCUCUACCCCUGCAAGAAGUUCAUCGAACUACCACAAGAGAAUGCCAGUUUGUGUACUGUACUGGGUAACACACUUGUACCUAACAACCAAUAAUCCUGAUCCCACACAACUCCAUCCACCAUCAAGUGAAUAAAUGUUCGAAAAUGUGUUUCCAUACCACAAAGACAGUUUAAUUUUAUAUCGUCUGUGAUUAAGUUAUGAGGUAACAUUUUUAGAUAAAUAAAAUAUUUAAACACUA